AUGGGCAGUGUAUUCUUACCUCAUUUGCAAAGUGGUUGGCAUGUCGAUCAGGCUAUUGUCACCGAAGAAGAACGUCUCGUCGUCAUACGAUUCGGUACUGAUUCGGAUAAAAGCUGUAUGCUGAUGGAUGAGAUUCUAUACUCCAUUGCCCCUAAAGUGGUAAACUUUGCAGCGAUAUACAUAUGUGAUAUAAAUGAAGUGCCUGACUUCAAUGAGAUGUAUGAACUGUAUGAGCCCAUGACAGUGAUGUUCUUCUAUAAAAAUAAGCACAUGAUGUGUGACUUUGGAACAGGAAAUAAUAACAAGAUGAACUUUGUAGUAGAUGACAAGCAGGAGAUGAUAGAUAUUCUAGAAACUAUAUUCAGAGGAGCUAGGAAGAAUAAAGGUUUAGUGGUCUCACCUUAUGAUUACAAUUAUAAGAGAGUUCAGUGA
This is a messenger RNA of Eremothecium cymbalariae DBVPG#7215, 432 nucleotides long. RefSeq names its product U4/U6-U5 snRNP complex subunit DIB1 (gene DIB1). The record is from RefSeq and is a predicted model, not a curated record. The transcript has a single exon. Gene Ontology annotation, biological process: mRNA splicing, via spliceosome. The coding region runs from base 1 to 432 and encodes 143 amino acids. Gene Ontology annotation, cellular component: spliceosomal complex; U4/U6 x U5 tri-snRNP complex; U5 snRNP. Lineage: Eukaryota; Fungi; Ascomycota; Saccharomycetes; Saccharomycetales; Saccharomycetaceae.